ACUAGACAUUAUGAUCCAAAGUCCAGAUUGAUUCCAGGCCCAGCUUUUACUACUCCAGAGUUUCUUCUCCGGCCAGUUGACGGUUCAACUUGCUCGUCGGAGUCGGAGUCGAACCCGCGAUCUUUCUUCAUCGAAAUCGAGUCGUACCUUUAAUUUAGGGAUCCGAAGAUUUAGAGGAUUAAAUGGCAAGCACAGCAUGUUUUAUGAUUGUAAGCAGAAAUGAUAUUCCUAUCUAUGAAGCUGAAGUUGGCACUGCGCCCAAGAAAGAAGAUGCUGCUCAUCAGCACCAGUUUAUUUUACAUGCAGCAUUGGAUAUUGUCCAGGACCUUGCAUGGACUACAAGUGCUAUGUUCUUGAAGUCAAUUGACAGAUUUAAUGAUUUGGUGGUGUCUGUUUAUGUUACUGCUGGUCAUACGCGACUGAUGCUACUUCAUGACUCUCGUAAUGAUGAUGGGAUCAAAAGCUUCUUCCAGGAGGUCCAUGAACUAUAUAUAAAGAUCCUUCUGAAUCCUCUCUAUUUGCCAGGAUCUCGCAUCACAUCAUCUCACUUCGAUACCAAAGUUAGAGCCCUUGCAAGAAAGUACCUCUGAAGACUAACUAUGGACCAGUGCUAAACAUGAAUUGUAUGAAAUUCAAAGUUCAUUCCUCCCAGUUAUAUGAAAUUGAUGACUGGUUAUUGUGUUUGGAAUGAUUAUAUUUCUCAUGGUAAAAGAUUAAGUUCACUUGUAGACCACCUUUUCAUCAAGCUGAUGUUUCAUUAUUAUGAUUAUUAUAUAACUGCCAGAAUACAUGAAACACUGAGCUUAGUUA
Molecule: messenger RNA, 810 nt
Organism: Nicotiana tabacum (common tobacco)
Lineage: Eukaryota; Viridiplantae; Streptophyta; Magnoliopsida; Solanales; Solanaceae
Source: RefSeq, a predicted model, not a curated record